This is a messenger RNA of Procambarus clarkii (red swamp crayfish), 8823 nucleotides long. Lineage: Eukaryota; Metazoa; Arthropoda; Malacostraca; Decapoda; Cambaridae. The record is from RefSeq and is a predicted model, not a curated record.
CCUACACACCCAGCGCAAUGUUUUGGUGAUGCACGUAGACUCGCAUACGUUGCCAGGUGAGCCCAGCCCUUCUGUCGCCACGUUGGACUCGCUAGUUGCUGAGCCUUCGCCUCCAGUGCAAAGAUGGCUGAACCACAACAAAUGGAUUUGGAAAAUGAUUUGUCCUAUAAUUCCGAUGACGAUGUAGUGAUCAUCGAGGAGUCGCCCACUGUUAAUGACGUAGGAAUAAAGGCGUGUAUGGCCGGGAAGCGGAAGGUGGUGUGUAGCGGGGAGGGCCCGCCCCCCAGGAGGCAAAGGAGGAGGAGGAGGAACGGUUGCGGUGUGAGGAGCAGGAGUAGGAGUCGCAGCAGGAGUCGCAGCAGGAGCGACACCUGCCGGAAGGGCUGGGCGGCCGCGGGGGACGCUACCCACAGGGCCGGCUGGCUCAAACGCAAGAGACCAAUGGUGGCGUAGGCAGACGUCGCCAGGCCCAGCCCUCGGCGCCAGGCCCAGCCCUCGGCGCCAGGCCCAGCCCUUGACGGCAGCUGCGCCCAUGGCAGAAGGUCGACGUCGACGGCGCGGCCCUCAAGGGAAGGUGGCCACUCAGGACAACGUGCUGAGAGUGAAUCUGGACCUCCGUUCCGGACUCCCUCGGGCUACACUUCAACCCAACCCCGGGCGUGCCAACGGGGCGUGCACCACAGGGCUCGGAGGGGCACCACAAUACUACAGCGCCUACUGCCGCCCUCCUCCCGCCCAACAUAGCUACCAGGCCCCCGCCCAACAUAGCUACCAGGCCCCCGCCCAACAUAGCUACCAGGCCCCCGCCCAACAUAGCUACCAGGCCCCCGCCCAACAUAGCUACCAGGCCCCAGCCCAACAUAGCUACCAGGCCCCCGCCCAACAUAGCUACCAGGCCCCCGCCCAACAUAGCUACCAGGCCCCCGCCCAACAUAGCUACCAGGCCCCCGCCCAACAUAGCUACCAGGCCCCCGCCCAACAUAGCUACCAGGCCCCCGCCCAACAUAGCUACCAGGCCCCCACCCAACAUAACUUCCAGGCGCCUCGCACCCAACAUAACUACCAGGCCCCCGCCCAACAUAGCUACCAGGCCCCUCGCACCCAACACCUGCCUCCCACUACCCAGUAUCGGGAGGUCCUAGACGAGCCACCAAAAUAUGAUGACAUUUUUAGGAAUAAUUUGAAUGUGCAGCCUUCUCAGCCUUAUGCAGGACAACAUAAGAGUUACGAGAAAAGUCACCUAAAGUCCUACUUGUUGAGACACUUUAACAAGGCUAAGACUGUGAACAAAGACCGCGGGGCUCCUGUCGUCACUCGCACUGUUGGCUCCCGUGGGUCGGUUGGCGUCGUCACUGGCGGACGGAGUCCGUGCUACGCUGAGGUCAACAUUCCGCCCACAACGCCCCUUCAGUGCCCGAGAUCUUCUCCGGUAGGGGGCCCUCCGUCGCCCCACCCUCACCUUGCACAACCCACCUACGAGCAACACAACCAGUUUGGUCAGCAGCCGUUUCUCAGGCGGCCACAGCAACAACCUCGACAACAGGAAUUUGGACAGCAGCAGCAACAGCAUUCAGGGCAACAACAGUUUGAGCAGCAGCAGCAGCAGCAGUUCGAUCAGUUUGGCUACCAACAAAAUCAACAACAAACGAAGAAAUUUACCAUUACCCUCAAACCUGGCCAUUACCAAGUGAACGUAGAGUGGCGCUCUAAGUCUCGGCCCUUCAGCAUCACCCUCACCCCUAAGAAGAAAGCCAGCUUUGAGGCCCAGCCUCCGACGGAGCAGCAGCCGCUGUACUACGCCACGUGUCCUGCUCCCGACCACCACAACCACCACUUCUCGCCCAGGCGCAUUGUGCACCGCCUCUUGUUUGGUCCACACUCACACGCCCCCCUCGAGUGUGACCAGGGUAGUGACGACGACACCUGCGACGAAAACAUGUCGCCGGCGCAGCUACCUCGGCAGUCGAUGCAGCAGACCAGCGUACAGCAACAGGUAGCACAACACGAGCGGCGGACGCUUCAGCAACAGGUGGGCAUUAAUCCGAGGGCGUGUGAGGACCGCAAGGGACAGAAGCGGUGCUGGAAUGGCGUGAGCCCGCGUCACCGCCAGCGGAAGAGCCGCUACAGGUGGGCAUCUCUCUCGUGCAUGCACUUGGGCAGCCUAGACGACAGCGUGGGCGAGACCUCCGGCGGCGACUCCUAUGGCGGGUAUGAGGGAGUGGAGCACCUCAAGCGUCACUCCCUGAGCCACGCCAGGGCCGCCAGCUGCGAGUCUCUCGCCUGCAGGUGUCGGGCUGUUACCAGCACAGCUGGUUCAGGGCUUAGGUCCAGCUUGGGUAACUAUGGUGUUGGUAACAUGAGGCGUCGAGGAGUAGCUGCUCUUGGUGUUAGCGCCAGACUUAACUCUCUUCAUUCUGCUUUUUAUGGUGGUGGGCCAGGCAAUGGUGAUGGUGGACCUCAUGGUGGGGAUGGUAUGGACAUCGGUGAGGGACUGGCAGAAGAGAGCUUCAUAUUCGUGGAAAAACCACAAGUUAAGUAUGAGGCGGUGUCGUGUGAGGUGUUGAGGAACGACGACCAGUUAGGCCCCGGGGAGUUACUCUCCAAGAUUCAGGGGAUUGUCUCCCCGUCAGGUGGGGAGCGCAAGACCUGGCAUGAGGACGAGGCCUUCGUCAAGCAGGUGGUGGAGGAGUACUUCAAGGACCCCGCCCCGCUCUCAGACUCGGAGGUAAAGGAGGCUGAGGUCACACUACCGCCUGCAGAGCCCAAGGCUGCGGACGAAAAUUUUCUUGGUGAUAACCCUGCCGAUCUCCAUAAGUCAUCGUCCUCUUCCUCAUCAUCUUCCAUGGGCUCGGCGUCUUGUUCCUCGUCCUCUGACGAGGCCGAAGACAACCCGCAGAAAGGGUUAGACGGUGGAAGCCCAAGUAUUGACACAACGUACUGUGACACGGACAACAGUAACUCGUGGUUCACGGACGACUCUGAGGGCUACGAGGCUGACGCGGAGCCCAGCGACAAGGACACACUGGGCCAGAUGUGGCGCCGCUGGCGGAGUGCGCCAGACGUACGACUGCCCAGUGACGUCAGGGCCAGGCUUCGGGGACAACAGCUGGGCCAAGCUGCAGCGGCGGCGGCACCUCUUGGCGGAGAUGCUGCUUAUUCUAGUGGGGUUAGUGCCACCAAGAACGGCGGCGGGCGGGUGUGGAGGGGCGAGGGCGGUGGCGUGGCUGCUUGGGGUGGGGAGGCUGCCACCCACGCCGCCCCAUAUAAACACUUGCCGGUAUGUGGCUACCAGACCCGCAAGUCGUGUAGCGUUGACGAGACCAAGCUCUCACGUUUAAGGCUCGGCCUCCGCAAGGUGAAGGAACACAAGCUCUUACAGUUUCCCCAGCACGACUUGGAGAGGCGGCGGCGCCCCUCCAAAGUUCAGAGCAGCACACACACUGAGCGCGAACGAGUGGGUGGUAGCGAGGAGACGCUGAUCCCAGCCCUCACCACCCCUGACAAAGAGGAUGUAGACGACAAUGUGUUCACAACUGGCGUGCAAAAUUUGGAAUUUGUUAAUGGCAAAUUUAAAGCGGGUGAAGAUAAGAUUCAGUGCAGGGAAGGCGUGUGGGAAUGUGCUCGCGCGAGUGUAGGAAAGGUAGGCGUACAAGCAGACGGUGGAGGGUGUGGUGGUUGCAGAGAGAGUAGUGUGGAUGGGGGCGCUAGUGUGGACGACAGCACGACGGAGAGGACCCACAGAGUUCUCAGCCAAGGUCUUGUCGUUCACCACUCUGCUGCCGUGCAUGAUACACACUCCAUCCUCAACGCCAGUGUUAUUAAGAACGCCCUCUCUAUCCUGAGGGAGGGUAUAGCAGCCCAGGAACUAGAAACAACAAAAUCAGAGUCUUGUGCAUCCGUGGCCACGUCAGGAGAGAAGAGUGUGCCAAGUGAAGCAGAGGAGAGCGGAGGUACACACACACAGGAUACACAAGUGGAAGACGAGGUCCAAGUGGGAUGUAGUGUGGCUGAGGGGGAGAGGAUAAUCGUAGCGAGUGUAAACCUUCGUCCUACCGAAGAUACCGCAUUCCACGACGCCGGGCAACUUGAACAUCAGCACCAAGUUGGAAGUAGAGCAGAGGAACUGGAGGGGCGCACUGGGGCAGGCUCUGGUGAGCAAGAUCACACGGAAGUUGCAAGUGUUGAUCUCGUGCAGGACAAGGAGAUGAACAGAAGUAACAUCACUAUUCACUUGACGCCGCCUCUUACUCAGAGGACCAACAAAGACAAGGUGAAGCCCACAGUGCCACAGUCGUUAGCGGCAAAAGAGCAGCCUUUUAUAGGUUGGGGAAAGACUGCCGGUAAGGUGAAUGACAGUUUGACCUACCAAAAUGUCCAACCCUGUGAUCGUUCCAACUCCACAAAUGGAAACCAACAGGUGGGUGAUGGAGUAUCAAGUGGGAGCAGCCAGAGGGUGAGAAUGGUACCCGAGGCUGACCCCUCGCCGCGGUCCUCCAGUGUAGACACUACACGGAGGAGUAUACGAACUUCUUCAGAGUGGAGGGCGAGCACGGACACCCUGUCGUCCUCCAGCGGCACAAGCAGCUGCUGCCACACGAGACCAAAACCCAAAUCCAAGAUGACAAGGAAGUCUUUCCCACAGUCCCCGGGUCAUAGUCGCCGACGCCAGACUGCUGCAGACGGCAGCUCCGGCACCACCAGCUCUGCCUCCAUCAAGGUAUUCGGCAACGAGUUCCAGCUGCACCGUGUUCAGGUGGGUACUGGCAGCGACCGUAAAUUUGCUCAGGCAACGCAAAGAGCAGUUUUUGAAGUGCCAGUAAGUGGUGGGGAGCAGAGCGACAGCCAGACGCUGCUGUCCCCCCCAGGGGAGAACAAGCAGGGUAGUGGUGGUGCCACGGUGCAAAAGAGUGAACUGGUGCUUGAGCCGCCCCAGUUUCGUGAAAGCCAAGGUGGGAGACGCAAGCAUCCACCCACCUUUCUGAGUUCCUCAUUCCCUAACAGCAAAAUCUGUGUAUCAGAGUACAAUAUCGGUGAUGCCCAGCCCGCUCCUGAGUCGCCCAGGCUCCUGGCGCACGAGUUUAAACUUUCCAACAUCGAUGAACGAAAUGAGGAAGUAACGAGGAAAUCUAACAAGGGCAGCGGGAAAAGCAAAUCAAAGUCCAAACCGCGAAAAUAUUUUUCUGGCAUCCUAAAUGCUAUUGGCUCGGCUGCUCCGCGGUUGAGAGGUGUGAGCACAGGUGAUAAUAUCAGGGAGAAAGACGACGAUGGCGGGCUGGUGGUGAGCGAGUGUGGUGUGAGCAGCCCUCGCCCGCAUGCUUUAGUGUACGAUCACCCAGCACCUUGUAGUGGGGUCGUGUCUGGUGGGUGUAAGUCAUCCGCCUCGCAGGGGUCUCGCCCUCCCACAGCCACGUCACCAGGUGGCGAGGGUAGAAGCGAGCCUCACGCGGCGAUCUCAUCUAAGCCUGAGGUAAUACAGGUGAGAGCCCACACUAAAGAUAGCUCCAAGUACGACAUCUCCAAUGACGUUGUGCCUGUUCCCAGCCCACGCCCACGACGUGCCCUCAAAAAUAGUCGUGACCUGCUAGAUAACGUUGCUACGCCCACACCACCCACACGUCGCAGAAACACUGAAGAAUCUGCAAAUAAAACAAUUAUAAAUGAAGGAAGUAAGAAGAGUGGGGAGUGUUUUGAGAGCCCACGAGCGAGUCCACGAGCGAGCCGUGGCCGGGAGCCAAGCUCAGAGUCAGUAGAAAGGAACUUCCGGUGCAACCUGCCCACCACCGCCCACCAUCUUGUACAGACUAACACCAACACUGAUGCCUAUGAAAACCUGACCUUCCAUGAAAAACAUUCAUUCGGCAAGUGUAGAAAUCCCUCGGCCUCGGAAAUAAAUUGUAAUAUCAAGGAACUAAGUGGAGUAUUAGGUGAAGCAGUUCCCCAGACGUCUACGAAAUAUAGCAGUCUCAGUCAAGGGUCGGAUAGCCACUGGAGUAAGCAAUCGAGGUCAAGGUCAGCUGGAGCACAUGCAACGCCAGGCGGUGAGGGCAGCGACAGGGCGCAGCAAGAGAGCUGCGGCGGGUCAAAGGGAGAGAGUAGCAACAAACAUGGGAAUAAUAGCGAGUCUGGAAGACCCAGUGGCGAGGCCGGCGGACGAGCGGUAGCAGAGGGACAUAGCAGUGGAUCAGGGAGUAACAACAGGGGAUCGACGACAGACACAGAAAACGCACCAACGCAUACCAGUGACGCGAGAGAUAACGGGGAGAUGAAUGGAAGUCACGUUGGGGUUUUGUGUGAUGAGUGGAGCAGAGUUAGUGGACGGGUGGAGGGCGGUACCAUCAAUAAAAUUAACCCUUUCGGCUGGCAUGGGGCUGAUUCUGGUAGCAGCACACCUGCUCGCCGGCGACGCGCUCGGCCACCUUCCCUGCCUACGACGCCGCCACAGUUUUCCCGGGCUCGAAGGACAUCCCAGUCAUCGGCCACUUCAGGAGGAUCGUUGCCUUCGUCGCCGACACGUUGGAGAAGACCCCAGGCCGAGGACACGUGGGAAGACAGCUCUGUUGACGGUUCACACGAGGGCCGGCUCUCCAACUCUCCCUCAGCCGAGUCAGUUGCCUCAGAAUCAACAUCUUUUUACUACAGUGCCGCAGGAUCCGUCAACGACCGUCCCAAGUCGUUUAACGACGACACAACUGCACGCUACUCCUUCGUCACGUGCCCCCAAUAUGAGGCGUUGACUCCACUGCAGGAGACUACGGAUGGGGAUGGCACACCAGCACCUGUCACACCUGUCAAGCGGCUAGACCGUUCCAGCACUUCCAACAUCUCCAGGACCAUCAGCGGGGACCUCAACUGUGAUGUUGACGUCAGUCUUUCCGAGGGAGAGAUUAAGAUUCGUGUUCGUACUGAUGAUGAGGACGUAAUAUCCUCAACGUCUAUACAUGACGAUGAUAGUGAUAAUGAUACAGAUAGUGAUUGUGAUGAAUAUGAAUUGUGUAGUGAUAUUAAAACUUUAGAAGACUCGAGAGAGUGCGACUCUCCUGAGAUGUGUAAUUCGACGUGCGAGUCUGAGGAUGACGCACUAGCAAGUGGCGGUGACGUAGUUCACGCUGUGCCCUGCGUGGCUGAACCAGGCUCCUCAAAUAGGUCGAGUGUGUCCAGUUCAAGUAUUCCCACGUUCCGUGGUCGCUACCUCGACUCACUGAGUUCCCAGGAAGACUCGAGGAAGAGAGAGAGCCCCCUGGUCCACGCUACUCCCUGUUGGGCCACCACUGACUCUGAUGUGAGGUCCAGCGUCUCUAGCAGCGACUACUACGGUAAGGUAUACCUCAGUGCGACGCCCGAAGAGAAGGUUUAUGUGCCUGAGUAUGAAAAUCUGGAGGAAGAGAUUACAACACACAGUAGCGUGGAUGACACACGUGUAGUGGGUGACGAGGACUGCACAAGUGAACCCAAGACGCAGAAACGUCGUUUAUCCGGUGUGUGGACCACUGCCGGUGAUACAGAAGAUGUUAGUAGUGAAUGGGAGGAGGAAACACUGUCUACAGACAAGUGUCUCAACAAUGUGAGCAUUUCAGAUUCUGCAAACGAGGAAGCAGCGCCGCACGUCUCGCAGCUGACGGGUGAGCGCCAUCCCGAGUACCACGAGCCUGCUCAAUGCUCCACCUUAGACGAGGAAUUCAUCCCGGAAGAAGUUCACCCACUGUCGUCAACGCCUCAAUUUCAUCGCAAGAGCCCGUCGGUGGAUGAGAGUGAGAGAAGCAACGAGACGGAGCAGUCAGACUGCACCACUGACCCCCAGAAUGGUACGCCUGGGUGGGAGCAACACACAGCUGCCUGGGAGUGGCACAAAACUAUGUGGGAACAUCACCAACAUCUUCACCAGCAGCACCUCUAUCACCUGCGCCAACAUCACCAACACCACCAGUCACUCCUGGCAGACGUCAUGUCGUGUUUGGGCGGGCGCUGGGGUAUGGGAGGCGGGUCAUGGUCCCACCCGCAAUACCCCGAUAGUGCUGGCUGCCCGGAAGACGUCAGGUGUGCCCACCUGCAGCACACUCCAACACCUGACAGCCGAUGGUCGGGGCAGCUCCAUGACGAUCCUCCAUACCGACCUGCCAGUGCCGCCUCCGACUUAGGAAAGCCGCCACCCUCGCCACUUCCGCCCUCCGGCUCGCACAGGAGUCGAGACACGUCCUCGGUGCCUCGGGAAGGGUCGAGGCCGCAGAGCAGACAAAAAUCGCGCUCUCGACGGCGAGCUCACUCUGCCAACUCGAAGUACAGAGUCGAGUUAGAGAUUCCCCCGCAGCUGUUCUCACGACCUAGGCCCUCCUCGUUCAGCAGCCUGGCCACGAGACGACCCAGCAGCCAGUCGCCUGAACCCUUGGAAGACGACCUCAGACAGGAAGCCCUUCUGUACCUGUCAGAAGCAGCAUUCGACCGCAGCGUUGACGCCUCCCUCCGCCGGUACUGUUGUGUGAGAUACCCGACCUUCUAACACCCGCCGCCUGUGUGUGAAUUAACGUUGUCUGAAGUACCAAGUGACUAAUUCUUGUAGACCUAGUUUUGGAAGCAUGUUCAUUUGAUGUCUUAUUAAUUAAUAUGUAAAGAGCUGCUGUUCUCAUGGAGGCCGUGUGAGCAGCACGUAACACUGUGUGUUUAACAAUACUGUAAGCUAAGGAAAGGCAGUAUACAAAAUAAUGUAAAUCAUACUUUUUACCUCUCAGGGCGGGAACACCAAAUUCCGAAGAGGCUGUGUUUGACACCAACUACAAUAUUAUCAUUGUGGCGCGCGAGAUGACUGUGGAGCUCUGGGAUAGCUAUGGU